GAGGAGAAUGCGACGCGCGGGUCUGGCCGGGCUGGGCUCCGUGGCCGUGCUCUGGCUGCUGGCUUUGGCUUCCCUGCUGGGGCUGUGGAGCCAGCGGCUCGCGGCGCCGGGAGUCCCCGGACCGGGCUUCCCGCGGGAGGCAGCCGGCUCGAGACUUGGAAACCUGAGGCGGGCGGCUGUAGCGCCGGGGGAGUCCCGUCGGCGCCUCGGUCUGGCCAGUCAAGCCGCCCAGAAAACUUUCCGAGCGCUGCUCACGCUGCCGGGACAGCCCCCGGAGCCCCCGGACGCGGCGAGCGAGAGCGGGCAGGAGCCGCCCCCGGCUCUUCCUCGGCGGCAGAGGCCAGCGGCGGAGCUUCCCGCCUCGCCGGUGCGCGGGGGGAUCUUCUGGAGCCGGGCGCUGGAGGCUCAGGUGCCGCCGGGCUUCUCGGCGGAGGAGACGGCCUCGUGGCUGCGGGCGGCCCGGGCGGCGCGCGUCGUGUCCCUGGAGCGGGGCGGCUGCGGGCGCAGCUCCAACCGGCUGGCCCGGCUGUCGGACGGGAGCCGCGCCUGCGUGCGCUACGGCAUCAACCCGGAGCAGAUCCAGGGCGAGGCGCUCUCCUACCACCUGGCCGAGCUGCUGGGCAUCCAGGAGCGCCUCCCGCCGCUGGCCCUCUCGCGGGUGGAGGCGCGCGGCGGGCAGUGGGCGCCAGUGCGCGAGGAGCUGCGCGGCUCCCAUUGGGCCGAGGGCGCCGUGGUCAGCCUCGCGCGGUGGGUGGACAACCUGACCGACGUGGUGGCCCCCGCCCUUUGGCGCGCCGAGGCCGGCCGGCGCCUGCAGACCCUGGCGGCGGGGGAGCUGCGCGGCCUGGGGCCGGCGCAGCUGGUGGAGCUGGUGCAGUGGAGCGACCUGAUCCUCUUCGACUACCUGACGGCCAACUUCGACCGGCUGGUCAGCAACCUCUUCAGCCUGCAGUGGGACCCCCGCGUCAUGCACCGCGCCACCAGCAACCUCCUCCGCGCCCCCAACGGCGGGCUGGUCUUCCUCGACAACGAGGCCGGCCUGGUGCACGGCUACCGGCUCCUGGCCAUGUGGGACCAGUACAACGAGCCCUUGCUGCGCUCCGUCUGCCUCUUCCGCGAGGCCACCGCCCAGCGGGUGCGGGAGCUCCACCGCCUGCGCAACGCGGCCGCCGAGCUUCGCCGCCUCUACCGGACUCGGGAGCCCCUGGCCGAAACGCUGGGCUUCCUCUCCGACCAGCAAGCCCAGCUCCUGCAGGACCGCGUGGACUUGGUCCACAAGCACAUUUUGCACUGCAAAGCCAAGGCCGCCUCGCUGUGAUUGGCCCGUCUCGGCCGGAAGAGUGUCCUUGCCAGGGGGCCCGAGGUCUGGGCCUUUCACCCCUUCGAGGUCUCCUGCGAGAUUGCCA
Molecule: messenger RNA, 1406 nt
Organism: Gekko japonicus
Lineage: Eukaryota; Metazoa; Chordata; Lepidosauria; Squamata; Gekkonidae
Gene: FJX1
Product: four jointed box 1
Exons: 1
Coding region: 8-1318 (436 amino acids)
Biological process (GO): cell-cell signaling
Source: RefSeq, a predicted model, not a curated record